This is a messenger RNA of Plutella xylostella (diamondback moth), 1368 nucleotides long. The record is from RefSeq and is a predicted model, not a curated record. Lineage: Eukaryota; Metazoa; Arthropoda; Insecta; Lepidoptera; Plutellidae.
CCAUUCAGUAUGAUUCAGUGUGUGAGCGGUCGAGGAAGUGGUUGCGCGGACGCAUACGAAGUUAGUUUACUCUAUUCUGCAUUUUGUUUGUCGUUGUUUUGGUCACAGCUGAUUGUCAAUAUUUUGAUUUAGGUUGUGUUUCGUGGGAAUUUAACGCUUGUUACGUUGGUAUUCUACCACGUGACUGGGAGUUUAAAUUAGUGUGUUGUGAGUUAGUAUGUGUGUGUGUGUAAUAUGAGUAGUUCUGCAUAGUAAUUUAUUGGAGCGAGCAACGGAACAUGGCUAGCGUGUGUCCAGAAUGCGCGAGAGUCUCCGCCGGCUAGCGUCGGAGGAGGCCAUGCAGCCCCCGCGCCGCGCCGGCCGCCGGCGCUGCGCCGUCGAGCUGAUCGACGGGGAGACCCUCGAGCUGGACGUGCAGCGCAAGGCCAAAGGCGGGGAACUCCUGGACCUGGUCUGCCAGCACCUCGGCGUGGACGAGCGCGACUACUUCGGGCUUCAGCACGCGGAGAGGGGGGACCCCCGCGUGUGGGUCGACCUGAAUAGACGGCUGUCCAAGACUUUCAAGAACUCCCCGUGGGAGGUGCGUCUCGCGGUGAAGUUCUACCCGCCGGAGCCGGCCGACCUGGCCGAGGACAUCACCAGGGACCAGCUCAUGUACGCCGUGAGGCGGGAUCUCAUCGAAGGUCGUCUAUCCUGCUCGCUGGUCACGCACGCACUCCUGGGCUCGUAUCUCCUCCAAGCCGAGCUGGGCGACGCGGAGUGCGAGGUGACGGGGUCCCAGAUGCUGAGGCACCGCGUGGCGCCCCCACGAGCGUUGAGCAAAGAGCUGGAGGAGAAGAUCAAUGACCUGUAUGCCAUGCACAAAGGCCAGAACCCAGCGGAAGCGGUCCAGAAUUACCUAGAGAACGCGAAGAAGCUCCCUCUAUACGGCGCGGAGCUGCACUGCGCGAGAGACGCUGAUGAUGUCGACCUGGUGAUAGGGGUGUGCGCGGGGGGGAUAUCUAUCUAUAGGGACGGACUCCUAAUGAACCGCUUCCCCUGGGCCAAGCUGACGAAGAUCAGCUACAACAAGAAGUGCUACACGCUGAAGCUGCGUCCGAGCGAGUUUGACGAGUUCGAGACGUCUCUGUCGUUCCGGCUGCCGGCGACACGGGCCUGCAAGAAGCUGUGGCGGUGCAGCGUGGAGCAUCAUAUGUUCUUCAGACGCGCAGAAGCAGUAACCGUGGAGAAGGUGCGCCUGUUCCCGCGGCUGGGCUCGCGGCGGCUGUCGUGUCGCCGCACGCUGCGCCAGCUACGCGCCGACGCCACAGACCAACGCACACAGAUCACUGCCUAGAGUGUUAUCUAGGAUUAGUAAUGAACGGGGUG